Molecule: messenger RNA, 3274 nt
Organism: Sceloporus undulatus (fence lizard)
Lineage: Eukaryota; Metazoa; Chordata; Lepidosauria; Squamata; Phrynosomatidae
Gene: ARFGAP3
Product: ADP ribosylation factor GTPase activating protein 3
Exons: 17
Coding region: 102-1697 (531 amino acids)
Biological process (GO): COPI coating of Golgi vesicle
Molecular function (GO): GTPase activator activity
Source: RefSeq, a predicted model, not a curated record
AACGACAGGAGGCCCCGCCCCCUCGCUGGCCUCCUUGACUCUGCCUCGCCUGGCGGCAGAGCUUCAGUCCCUGAGAAGAGCUUGAGUCAGACGGAGGCGGUAUGUGCGAGCCCAGCAAGCAGGACCUGGCCGCCGUCUUCAAGCGGCUCCGCACCGUCCCCACCAACAAGACAUGUUUCGACUGUGGAGCAAAAAAUCCAAGCUGGGCGAGCAUAACAUAUGGUGUUUUUCUGUGUAUUGACUGCUCAGGGACUCAUCGGUCACUUGGAGUUCAUUUGACUUUUGUUCGGUCUACAGAAUUAGAUUCUAACUGGUCAUGGUAUCAACUGAGGUGUAUGCAAGUUGGAGGAAAUGCUAAUGCUUCUGCAUUUUUCCAUCAGUAUGGUUGCACAACAAAUGAUGCCAAUGCCAAGUAUAGCAGUCGUGCUGCUCAACUUUACAGGGAAAAGAUUAAAUCUCUUGCAACUCAUGCAACUCGGAAAUAUGGUACUGAUUUAUGGAUAGAUGGCUGUGGAGUUCCUCCCCUAUCACCUCAGGAAAAAGAGGAAGACUUCUUUUCAUCGCAUGUUUCUCCUCGGAUUAUUAAUACAGAAUGGGAGGCAUCACAUCAGGAGACAGCUAGUCUUAAGCAGAACCUAGCAGAUAAUUCAGAAAGCAAAGAAGAAGAACCUGAAAAUGGACCAAGUGUUGACUGCCUUAGUGUUUCACCGCAAGCAUCACUAGCCAGCUUGGAGAAUGUAAAUACUUCAGGCACCGCACCUAGCAAAGAGGCUAGCUCUAUGCUGAAGAAGAAGUCAAACCAAGUGAAAAAGGGGCUUGGAGCAAAGAAGGGUGGUCUGGGAGCCCAGAAAAUGAGCAGUCAGAGUUUUACUGAAAUUGAAAAACAAGCACAAGCAGUAGACAAAAUGAAGGAGGAUCUACAUGCUGGCAAAAGAGCUGAGAAAGAAGAGCCUCUAGUAUCAUCUUUACGUUUGGCUUACAAAGAUCUUGAAAUUCAGAUGAAAGAAGAAAAGUUAAAUGUGGCUGGAAAAAAGAAAACAGAGGUAGAUAGACUUGGCAUGGGAUUUAGUAGCAACCGAAGUGGCAUUUCCCAUUCGGUAACGUCAGAUAUGCAAAUCAUAGAACAAGAAACACCUACAACUGUAAAGCCACGGAAGAAGUACAAUGAUGAUGACGACUCAUAUUUUUCUUCCCCUGGCUCAAGAUAUUUUGAUUCACCUGAGUUGAGAAGCAGCACUUUUUCUAAAUGGGAUGACAAUUCUGAUGCCUUCUGGCGGCAAGAGAGCUUGAGCAAAGACAUGGAAACGAUACUGUCUCCAAAACCUGCAAGCUAUUCAGAUAGGCCUUCCUCUCGUCGGAAAGCUGAUUAUGAACAUUCAUCAAAUACAGAUGAGGCACAAAAGAAAUUUGGCAAUGUUAAAGCUAUUUCAUCCGAUAUGUACUUUGGAAAGCAAGACCAUGCUGAAUACGAAGCCAGAAUUCGUUUAGAGAGGCUUUCUGGAAACUCUGCUAUAAGUUCAGCUGAUUUGUUUGAAGAUCAGAAGAAAUUGCCAUCAGGUGGUUACAAUAUUUCAAAUGUCUUGCCCAAUGCUCCUGAUAUGGCUCAGUUUAAGCAAGGAGUGAAAUCAGUUGCUGGAAGGCUUUCAGUCUUGGCAAAUGGAGUCAUGACUUCUAUACAGGAUCGGUAUGGUUCUUAACCAUUUUUAUUCAGCUGACUGGAUACACUGAAGAGUUUUUUUAAAUGUACUUCAGCCGGUGACCAUACUCUUGAUUUUACGUGAAGGUUGCCUUAAGGCUGUAGAAUAUUUUAUUCCAGUUGAUUUGGCACCUGUAUGUUUUACCACAUGUUUUUUUCUGCAUCCUAGUGUCUCUCAUUUAAUGUAGUCAUUUGUUAUCACUUCUGCUUUUAUUCUGUUACUUCAGCAUCUCCUGCUGUUUGCGUCUACCAUUAUUGUGCUAUGAAUGGUGUCCUGUGAUUGAUAUGACCUGCCUGACUCUCAGGCCAGAUUAAAAAAAAAUGCUGUUUUCUCUUACACGAAAUGGCUGUAGACUAGCUUUGAAUCCCUUUCAUAAGCUUUAGUUGUCACUUGCAGAAAAAGUGGCCAGCUGUUACUUCAAAGUGGAGCUUGUCCAUAUUUUACUCUUUCAUUACCCCCCUCAACACAGGGUGAGUGGCUUUCAAUCUUGUCUUAUUUACCUACUACAGCUUUUGUGGGAAAAGGCCUCUUUCGGGCUCAAUACUGGUCUGCUCACCUCAGAAUUGGCCCAAAAUGCCCACUACUAUUCCAAAGAAGCUUCUGGGGCUGAUGAGACAAUUUUUGCUCCAAAACUGGGGGACAGGGUUUAGUGUACUAUACAGCCUUAGGGACCUAUAUGCAGUCAUACUUUGCCCCACCAUAGAAAGCGUGUUUUGGGUACAGCAGUGCUUCAAGUCAUCAUAUGUGGAGUUCUCCUGUAAUAAUGUUUAAUCCAUUUGGGGUGCUUCCUAUACUAAGAGGUUUUCCCAACUUGAGCAUUAUUUACUUGGGCUAGUGCUCCUACUCUUGCUGCACAUAACUGAGAAGCAAUUGGGGUGGAGGACAUUUCAGUAGGUUCAGAAAAUGGGCAUGGUCCAACACAGAGUUACACAUCUGUUGAUUCCAGUAGGUGAAAAUGUGUUUAAUUGUGAGUUAGCCUGUAUCCAUGAUGUAUGGAUAGUUGAAGGAAAUACUGAAAUGAAAGUUAAGCACUAUAUUGUUUAGUAUGAAAAUGAAAUAGUCUUUAUAGCAAUGCUUAGAUGAGAGCAGUGAUCUUUCAUGUAAUUUUUCCUGGAACAGGCACAACUAAUUUGUCUUAAAGAUCUCAUUUUUGUGUUUGACAUCUAUUUAUUCAUAACAUUGAAGAUUUCUUUUGAACUGCAAUUAGAUGCUUUAAAUGCCUUUAAGCAAUCAAUAGGGUGUAUAAUAUGAGAUAUAUAAAUAUGGGAGGAAAGGAAAAAAUAUGGCUAAUACAGGGCCAAACAAGAAUAAUCUAAUAGAAUGUUUGAAUGUUAUAAGAAUUAUAACACCAUUUUGUCGAUUUAAAAAGAAAAUACUGAAUAUGUACAUUAAAAAAAAUGAUAUAGCCUGGCUGUGUUUUAGACAGCCUAGAACUGUAAUUGUUCAGAAUAAACUACGUCUAAACUGUUGUUUGAAAGAUUGCCAGAAGAACUUCAUUCCAUCAGUUCUAUGUUUCUGGAAGAGCUGCCAUUUCAACUCAGUAACAUUUGAAAUAAAUUCUAACUUCACAUGCCAAA